Molecule: messenger RNA, 3429 nt
Organism: Epinephelus fuscoguttatus (brown-marbled grouper)
Lineage: Eukaryota; Metazoa; Chordata; Actinopteri; Perciformes; Serranidae
Product: caspase recruitment domain-containing protein 8-like
Exons: 13
Coding region: 203-2452 (749 amino acids)
Biological process (GO): regulation of apoptotic process; cell surface receptor signaling pathway
Molecular function (GO): protein binding; transmembrane signaling receptor activity
Source: RefSeq, a predicted model, not a curated record
AGUUUGUACAGAGAUCUUCAACAGAGAGUCUGUGAUCUUCCAGAAAACAGUCUACUGCUUCGUUCAUCUGAGCGUUCAGGAGUUUCUGGCUGCAGUCUACCUGUUCCACUGUUUCACCAACAGGAACACAAAGAUACUGAAGGACUUCCUGGGGAGAGUCUGGGAUAAUUACAGAUCCCUGGAUGUCUUCUUACAGAGAGCCAUGGAGAAAUCCCUCCAAAGUAAAAAUGGUCACCUGGAUCUGUUUGUCCGCUUCCUUCAUGGCCUCUCUCUGGAGUCCAACCAGAGACUGUUAGGAGGCCUUUUGGGUCGGACAGACAACAGUCCAGAAAUCAUCCAGAGAGCCAUCAACAACCUGAAGAAGAUGAACACGUACGAUAUCUCUCCUGACAGAAACAUCAACAUCUUCCACUGUCUGCUGGAGAUGAACGACCUCUCAGUACAUCAGGAGAUCCAAGAGUUCCUGAAGUCAGAGAACAGAUCAGAGAAGUUCCUCUCAGAGAUCCACUGCUCAGCUCUGGCCUACAUGCUGCAGAUGUCAGAGGAGGUUGUGGAUGAGUUGGACCUGAAGAAAUACAACACAACAAGUGCUGGACGACGGAGACUGAUUCCAGCUGUGAGGAACUGCAGAAAGGCUGGAUUUACUAGGUGUGGACUCUCAGAGACUGACUGUGAAGUCGUGGCCUCAGCUCUGAAGUCCAACCCCUCCCAUCUGAGAGAGCUGGACCUGAGUAACAACUACUUCCUGUACGAUUCAGGAGUGAAGCAGCUGUGUGCUGGACUGGAGAGUCCAAACUGUAGACUGGAGACUCUGAGAUUGAGGGGCUGCAGUUUGUCAGAGAUCAGCUGUGUUUCUCUGGCCUCAGCUCUGAAGUCCAACCCCUCCCAUCUGACAGAGCUGGACCUGAGUGACAACAACCUGCAGGAUUCAGGAGUGAAGCUGCUGUGUGAUUUUCUGGAGAGUCCACACUGUAGUCUGAAGACUCUGAGACUGAGUCGCUGCAGCUUGUCAGAGAUCAGCUGUGUUUAUCUGGCCUCAGCUCUGAAGUCCAACCCUUCCCAUCUGAUAGAGCUGGAGCUGAGUGACAACAAGCUGCAGGAUUCAGGACUGAAGCUGCUGUGUGAUCUUGUGGACAGUCCACACUGUAAACUGGAGGCUCUGAGGGCGAAUGGCAGAAUAUACAGGGCUACACCUGUCAGACAUGAAGGAGCUGAUCCAUCCACGUCAAAGACAAACCUGGAUGUGUCUGAGGACAGAAGAGGGGACAGUGUGGAUGAAGAGGAUCAGCUGUGUCCUGAUGAUCCAGAGAGGUUGAAGCAGCAGCAGCAGCAGCAGCAGCUGGACACAUUAAGUUUCACACCUGAACUGUUGACAGAGUCUGGAAAGACUUCAUACAGGUUCAGAUGUCCUGGUCCAGGUGUGUUCCAGUGUGCUUUGACUGGACUGGUGUUUGUUAUGGCUCAGGAGGCGGAGCUGCUGUACAACACUGUCCAAUGGGAUGAGAUCGUCCUCCAGUCAGCUGGCAAGAUGGCUGCAGGGCCACUGUUUGAAAUCAAGUGUUCAGAGGAAGCUGCUGUCUGUCAGCUCCACCUCCCACACUGUGAAAUUAUGGAUGCUCCGCUUCCUGAUGGCCUGUUGUCUGUUGUCCACAUCACUGACGAUGGAAUGAGCGUCCUCGAGUCGCUGGAGAUUACAGACACUCAUGUGGUUGUCACUGUUCCUCACCUCUCUGCCUUUGGCCUGGUCCGGGAUAUCGUCACAAGGUUUUUGAGCAACCUAAAACUAGUCAGCGGCCAAGUUCUGCUGUUCCUCGGGCCACCAGUCCCAGAAACACAGAGGCAAAAACUCAAUGUGCUUCUCCUGCCAAGAAACAUCCCUCUGACGGAGGUGAGCCCACAACAGCAACUUUGCAAGAACAUCCAGGCUCCUUCCAAAUGUAAACUCAUCAAAGAUCAAAGUUACACUGCUCACUGUCCUCAGGCCAUUAAAGUACAGCCUAAGAAAGCAGAGUUCGACCUGGAUUUUGGACCAAAUUAUCACCCAACGUUUGAGAUCCGCCUGCCUACAAACACACCAGAAGUGACUGUAACAGUCCAAGACGAAAGACAGACAGAAGUCUGGCAGCAUGACGUUGAUCUGAUGGGUCUUCCAGCAGAGGACAGCGUCCCAGCAGAGGACAGCGUCCCAGCAGAGCAGAGGCUGUCCUCAGUUCGGACACAGUUUGUAAGCAGAGUGUCUGAUUCUAAUCUGAACCAGCUUCUGGAUAAACUCCUGGAGCGUCAGGUUAUAAAUGAUGAUGAAAUGCAGUCGGCCAGAGCAAAACUCAGAGCAGACAAAGCACGACAUGUGAUCGACACGGUGCGGAACAAGGGAACUGAAGCCAGUUCAGUUCUGAUCGCUGCUCUCUGUGAGGUGGAUCCACAUCUUUCCAGGGUGCUGAAAUUAAGCUGAAGCAAAAACAAGAAACUGAGGAGUGUGAUGAUGAAUCUCUGUAAGAGCGGACUGUUUCACAUUACUCAUUGUCAUCUUUGAAUGAAAGGUUUUAAUAAGUGGACUUUCACUCUGAAAGUGAUUGAGUUCAGAGGGAGGGAGAAGAAACGGGACAAAAUGUCUGUGUUGUUUCUCUCUUGUUGUUCCUCAGAACUUCACUGAUGGACAAAGAAGCUGCAGCUGGAGCAUCAGGCAGAUGUGAGAAUCAGAAAAACAGCAGAUGUCUGAGUGGAGCUUAUACACCUGAUAUUUAGAGACACUGCUUCACAUCCUUUGACAUGUUUACAGCCUCUGAUGUCAAUGAUAAAAAGUGAAACAAAUACUGUUUAAUGCAGCGUGGCUUUUUCAGACUUGAGGACUCUUGGUUCUGUAUCAUAUUGUUGUGUUUUGUCUUUAACGUGUGUCGUUCUUCUUGGGGUGACAGAAACCUUCAUAGCUGGGGUUUGACUGAACGCUGCCUGUUUCUGAUGCUGAAUGUUUCAAAUGAUCAGCUGGGGAAGUGUUGAAACAUUUAUGUGUGUUGAUAGGUUGGACAUGUAGCCUUCCUGUUUUGUGUUUAUUCUUUUAUAUACAGUAAUUAUUUCUCAGCACACAAUAGUUGUGUGUGAAGGCCUGGUGUCAACAAGACUGAGAGUCUACAGCGAUGCUAGCAGCUCUGUCAGGAAACUGUUCCAGGCUGUGAUGUGACACUCAGAUAUUCUGAGGGGGUAAAUAUUCUCUGUCAGUGAGGCAAAUCAGAGCCACAUAUUUCUGUCUUAACUGCACGGCUCCUUCACUUUAAAAACAUUAUGUAUUUCUUAUUGUUUGUCAUAUUUUUAUAUUUGAUGUCUCUUGACUUUUGCACAGUUUAUUGUUAUGCACCAUAUUCUGUGUAUGUGCAAACCAGUUUCACAAUAAACAGAUUCUGAUUGUGGUUCACAGAGAAGAUAAUCUGAGCU